CAUAAACAUAUACAUAAACACGCGGAUUCGUAACAGUUAUACAAACAUACACCUAUACCUCUCAAAUUCAAGAUAAAAACAUCAGAUAUGUAUUCACCGCUAUGUCUAACACAGGAUGAAUUCCAUCCUUUCAUCGAAGCUCUUCUGCCCCACGUGCGAGCGUUUGCCUACACUUGGUUCAACUUGCAGGCUCGCAAGAGAAAGUACUUUAAGAAGCACGAGAAACGCAUGUCUAAGGAAGAAGAGCGGGCAGUGAAGGACGAACUGCUUAGCGAGAAGCCCGAGGUCAAACAAAAGUGGGCAUCACGGCUACUGGCCAAACUCCGUAAGGACAUCCGGCCGGAGUUCCGUGAGGAUUUUGUGCUCACCGUAACGGGAAAGAAGCCCCCUUGCUGCGUGCUGUCCAACCCUGACCAGAAGGGCAAGAUGAGGAGAAUCGACUGCUUGCGCCAAGCGGACAAAGUGUGGCGUUUGGACCUGGUCAUGGUGAUUUUAUUCAAAGGUGUUCCGCUUGAAAGUACUGAUGGCGAAAGGCUGGUAAAGUCCCCACAGUGCUCAAACCCAGGGUUGUGUGUGCAGCCCCAUCACAUAGGAGUUUCAGUAAAGGAGCUCGACUUGUACUUGGCCUACUUUGUUCAUGCAGAUGCAGGCCAGUCCGAAAGUCCGAACCAGCCCAGUGAAGCGGACAUUAAGGAGCAGCCUGAAAAUGGACACCUGGGCUUCCAAGACAGUUUUGUCACAUCAGGUGUCUUCACCGUCUCAGAGCUUGUGCGAGUUUCACAGACCCCCAUAGCAGCAGGGACGGGGCCAAACUUCUCGCUGGCAGAUUUGGACAGCUCUUCGUACUACAGCAUGAGUCCAGGGGCCAUGCGGCGGCCACUACCCAGCACUUCCUCCAGCAGCUCCGCGAAGCGUAUCAAAUGUAUCGAAGACGAGGUGGACAGUCCGGGAGAGGAGUCCUACUAUCCUGGCCAGGGCCGUUCGCCGGGCAGUGGCAGCCAAGCCAGCAGUUGGCACGAAGUGGAACCAGCUGGAUAUAAACUGCGUGGCUCGCUAGCUAGUUCGUUCAUCUCAAGACAAGGGAUGCCAUCGCCUACCACUUUAAAGAAGUCAGAGAAGUCUGGUUUCAGCAGCCCCGUGCCUUCGCAGACAUCCUCCCCCCGAACGGCAUUCACACACCAUCAUCGGCCUGUCAUUACAGGACCCAGAGCGAGUCCACACGCCACGCCGUCGAGCCUCCAUUUCCCGACGUCGCCAAUCAUCCAGCAGCCGGGCUCCUACUUCUCCCACCCUGCCAUUCGCUACCACCCCCAGGAGACGCUCAAGGAGUUUGUCCAACUUGUCUGCCCCGACAGUGGUCAGCAAGCUGGACAGGUGGGCUUCCUUAAUCCCAAUGGGAGCAGUCAGGGGAAGGUGCACAACCCAUUCCUGCCCACCCCGAUGCUGCCCCCUCCGCCCCCACCACCCAUGGCGCGACCUGUGCCCCUGCCCGUGCCAGACUCCAAACCCCCAGCCACUUCAACCGAAGGAGGGGGCAACUCGCCCACCUCUCCAAGUGAGUACCCACACUAUCACUUGGUUACUUCCUACUCCACACCGAGCACGUCCCCCGCCCAGCGCUUUGUCAGCGUGGGCCCCAGAGACCCCAGCUUUGUAAAUAUCCCUCAGCAGCCUCAGUGGUACCUGGGCUAAAGACUCCAGAUUUGGGCCGCCCACUUGAGAGCUCCCUCAACCCCUACUGUUACCCCUGAGUGGGACUUGCAAACAUGUCCACCUGUCUGUCAGAGAGAAGCCUCACGCUGCCCCCACCCCCACCCCACCCCCCCCCCAAACCUGCACCUGACAGACUUUCAGCAUGGCUACAGCAGAUCCCCUGCCCUGCCCUGGAACAAGAGGAAUCAACUCCAUGCUUACAUACACAU
Chanos chanos (milkfish) is the source of this 1922-nucleotide messenger RNA. RefSeq names its product nuclear factor I/A (gene nfia). The transcript has 12 exons. Lineage: Eukaryota; Metazoa; Chordata; Actinopteri; Gonorynchiformes; Chanidae. The record is from RefSeq and is a predicted model, not a curated record. Gene Ontology annotation, biological process: regulation of transcription by RNA polymerase II. Gene Ontology annotation, cellular component: nucleus. Bases 88 to 1692 code for a protein of 534 amino acids. Gene Ontology annotation, molecular function: RNA polymerase II cis-regulatory region sequence-specific DNA binding; DNA-binding transcription factor activity, RNA polymerase II-specific.